AUGUGUGCACAGAAAAUAGAAUCAUUCGAUGUAUCUGCAAAACAACGAGAAAUAUUACAAUUUAAACACUUGAGGAAAAUUCAAUUACGUCAACAGUAUUUGAAAGAAGUUCUCAACCCAACGAUAGAUGAUGCAACUCAACGAUUAGCUCUAUUGAGAGCUCAACAUGAAUUUGUUGGGCAAACAAAAUUUUGGCCACAUAUGGUGCUUGGUAUUGCAUAUAUUGGAACCAUAUUUUUAUGUGGGAGACUUCUCAAGUACCUUAAGGUAUAUGUUGAUAACAAAUAGAUUGAAAAUGUUUGUUAAACACAUGCACUAUGAAAAUAAAUUCUUUUUAUUUUGCAGGACAAGGAAGAACAUGUCUAUCGCACUGGUCAAUUAAGUUAUCAUGAUAGAGAAUUUAAAUUUUCAUAA
Messenger RNA from Heterotrigona itama, 414 nucleotides. NCBI's taxonomy places the organism in Eukaryota, Metazoa, Arthropoda, Insecta, Hymenoptera, Apidae. The record is from the annotation of a GenBank genome assembly.